Molecule: messenger RNA, 1461 nt
Organism: Aspergillus pseudonomiae
Lineage: Eukaryota; Fungi; Ascomycota; Eurotiomycetes; Eurotiales; Aspergillaceae
Product: thioesterase-like superfamily-domain-containing protein
Exons: 4
Coding region: 80-1183 (367 amino acids)
Biological process (GO): acyl-CoA metabolic process; fatty acid catabolic process
Cellular component (GO): peroxisomal matrix
Molecular function (GO): fatty acyl-CoA hydrolase activity
Source: RefSeq, a predicted model, not a curated record
AAUACAUUGCCUCCAUCGUUAUUCACUGUUCAUCUGAUCUCCUUCUGUAGAACUAUCCGGUUAUCAUCUAAACCCAGUCAUGGCGAAAAGGGUGACUCUCUUUGAACCUCCCCCGCUAGAUUCUUCCAAAGCCCCCAUCGAAAAUGUCUUGGAGUUAACGCCUGUGAUAGAUAUUGGUCCGGAUGUCUUUACCAAUACUCGUCCUCUCUGGCACCCACCUGGCGCGCGGGGCAUCUACGGUGGUGCGGCAAUCGCCCAGUCACUCGCCGCGGCGAUGCGGACGGUUCCGUCGGAUUUCGCCGUCCACAGCAUGCACUGCUAUUUCGUCCUCGCAGGCGAUUCCGAGAUCCCCAUUCUAUACCAUGUCGAGCGAGUGCGCGAUGGUAGGAGCUUCAUCACGCGCACUGUUCAAGCCAGGCAACGCGGUCGACCGAUUUUCACCACCACCUUGAGUUUCAGCAGGGCCAACAGUGGUGGGAAGAAGAAGCUGGAGCAUGCGAAGUCAAUGCCUGUUGUCACGCUGCCAGACGAUUCUUCUGCGGAUGCACAGAGGAAGCUUUAUAACGUUGGAGGCGGGCCAUUCGAGUCGCACAAACUCGGGACUGUGAACCGGGAUUCGUCAAAGCCGGAGGAGAAGCGAAUCCGGCGCUGCAUGCGCGCACGAGGAAACAUCUCCGAGGCCGGCGGCCACCACGCCCAUCUUUCCGCCCUCGCCUAUGUGACCGAUAGUUAUUUUGUCGGAACUGUAUCGCGCGUCCAUGACAUCCCUCGAUUUGCCUCCCCCGCCGAACUCAAGGCAGCCCUAAACGCACUCAAGAACCCAUCCGACUUAGAUGAUGACGAAAUCUCACGAGCGUUUAAGGAGUUGAAGGACGAAGAAGCCGCUGAAUUGCGCCGUCGGUUGGAGGGCGCCCUCAGCAAAGCCGAGGACCCGAAGAACAAACACAACCAUAAAGAGGUCGGCAUGAUGGUCAGUCUUGAUCAUUCGAUUUACUUCCACAAUCCUUGGGCGUUUCGCGCAGACGAGUGGAUGGUCACGGAGAUGGAGAGCCCUUGGGCUGGCGAGGGGAGGGGUUUGGUCCUCCAGAAUAUCUGGUCUAAAGAUGGAACAUUAAUCGCCACCUGCACGCAAGAGGGUGUUGUAAGGUUAAAACAAGAUGAGCCUCCUCGGUCAAAGAUAUAGACCGCUGCACUGUAUUGAACAACACCAAAUACCCUUUCAUCUUGUUGGCGAUAUAUAUUUCUGAACUAGACUUUUCCGUUUGCUUUUUGGUUAUAAUACAUUAUUGCAUAGACAUUCAUCACAUAUAUCCUUUCGGGUGCUUCCUGUCCCCCAGUCUACAUUUGUAUACAUCAUUCUUUGUACAUACGUUUGAGUUGAUCACUUCGGCUUAUCUUUGAGGUGUUGAAAUCGAUCUUCUUGCAUAUAUAUCUUGCAGGUAUAGCAUACAUGGAUUGAAC